Molecule: messenger RNA, 1572 nt
Organism: Penicillium verhagenii
Lineage: Eukaryota; Fungi; Ascomycota; Eurotiomycetes; Eurotiales; Aspergillaceae
Exons: 1
Coding region: 1-1572 (523 amino acids)
Biological process (GO): transmembrane transport; carbohydrate transport
Cellular component (GO): membrane
Molecular function (GO): carbohydrate:proton symporter activity
Source: RefSeq, a predicted model, not a curated record
AUGGCUCCAAUAUUCUUAGGCUUAACAGGAAGGGCCCUUCGCUUAGCCCAAAUUAUCCUGAUCGUGGCCCCAGCUUUCAUUAUCUUUGGCUACAAUCAAGCCGGCGCUGGUCCCCUGGCAACGCUGCAGAGCUGGGUCCAUAUUUUUCCUCAAAUCGACACAAUUAACACAACGGGUGCGGUGGAAGCGAAGAAUUCGACCGGAAAAGGUGCUGUGAUUGCAUCUUUCCAGAUUGGGGCGUUGAUGGGUGCCCUGUCUUGCACUGUUCUUUCCGAGCGACUUGGGCGUCGUAAGACGAUCUUUAUCGGCUCAAUCCUUACCAUUAUUGGACAGUUGCUUCAGGUCUCGGCCUAUUCACUGAUCCAAUUUACCGUCGGUCGAAUUAUACUCGGUAUGGGGACCGGUCAAUUCAGUGUCGCUGUCCCGGUCUGGCAGUCCGAAUGCUCUUCUGCCAAAACUCGUGGCCAGCAUGUUAUUGCUUCGGGCAUUUUCUUGUGUCUUGGGUACGCUCUUUGCAAUUGGGUCGACUUUGCAUUCACCAAGCUUCCUGACACGAACACCGGUCAGUGGCGAGGACCACUAGCCGUGUCAUUCUUCCCUUCUAUUGUCAUUUUGGUGUCUGUCUUUCUUCUUCCAGAGUCACCGCGUUGGCUUGUUCGUGUCAACAGGGUGGAUGAAGCAUCAACCAACUUGGCAGCAUACAAAGGCCUAUCUCUUAGUGACGAAAGCAUUAAAUCCGAAAUCGCCGGCAUCGAACUGUCAUUGGAAGCUACAUCCCAAUCGAAAGGCGCAAUUAGAGAAAUGUUCUCGAAAGAUGAUGAAGAACGUUUACUAUAUCGUUUUGGCCUUUGCAUCGUCCUACAGUUCUUUCAGCAGAUGUGCGGUGGAAACCUCAUCUCGGUAUACGCAUCUACAAUUUUCAAGAAUAAUCUGCAUAUGAGCUCUGAACUUUCCUCUAUUCUGGCUGCAUGUGCGCUUACCUGGAAGUUUCUCUGUUGUUUCAUCGCAUUCUUCGCCAUCGAUCGCUUAGGCCGUCGCACUUUGUUUAUCGUCAGUGGGGCCGGCAUGUCAGCGUGUAUGGCGGCGCUGGCUAUUACAGCCAGCUUCGACUCCAGUAACAAACACGCAUCGAUAGCGUCUGCUUGUUUCAUCUUUCUUUUCAACCUCUUCUACCCCAUUGGGUUUUUGGGUGGGAAUUUCCUUUACUGCACUGAAGUUGCGCCGGUGCGUUUGCGAGUUGCAAUGGCGUCUAUUUCCACUGCGAAUCACUGGCUGUGGAACUUUGUCGUUGUGAUGGUUACCCCAGUGGCUCUUGAUACCAUCGGGUACCAAUACUAUAUCAUGUAUGCGAUUCUAUCGGCCUGUAUUCCCGUCUUGGUGUAUUUCUUUUAUCCGGAGACCAUGAAUCGCAACUUGGAGUUGUUGAAUCAUGUGUUUCGCGAUGCUUCGUCUCCUUGGCAAAUUGUUUCUAUGGCGCGGAAUUUGCCUCAGGGUGAGGUGACUGAGGCAGACUUGAUGGCUCAUAACGAAGAAAAGGAGGAGUGUUUUGUCGAAAUGAAGGAGAAUGCCUGA